Messenger RNA from Entelurus aequoreus (snake pipefish), 3827 nucleotides. RefSeq lists its product as uncharacterized. The coding region runs from base 359 to 1807 and encodes 482 amino acids. NCBI's taxonomy places the organism in Eukaryota, Metazoa, Chordata, Actinopteri, Syngnathiformes, Syngnathidae. Gene Ontology annotation, molecular function: protein binding. The transcript has 5 exons. The record is from RefSeq and is a predicted model, not a curated record.
GGUAUGCGCCUUCUAAGUUACAGCUGCCACCCGCCAGAAAACUAAAAGAAGAGGAACAUGUUUGGCCACUGAGAUGGACAUAACGCCACAGUGUGCUCUUCAAGUCUACGUUAAUCUUUCAUUUCCUCGUGUGUGCUGCUUCGUCCGUCGUGUGACAAACUACUCUUUAUUAAUUACUCGUGUCAAGAGAAACUCGACUCGUCUCCGUCAACUUUGAAACUUCUCGGGCUAUCUUAGCUUAGCUUGCUAGCUGCUAACAAAGAGAGGCGGAAGUUGCGAACACAUUGCUCGGCAGAGAUCACGUAAAGUGUUGCAUUUGUGUGGAAAUGUGCGAAAGAUCGAUAGCAAAGUACGAGGAAUGACUUUCUCGAACAAAAGAGGGGAACGAGCGACGACGUCAACGACUGGACGCAGUUUUCAAGAAGCCUCAGGUUGUGUACACAGAACAGGGGAACAGAUGUUGGAUCUUCCGCCGGAGCUCUGGGUGUCGGUGUUCAGUUACCUGAGCACGAAGGAAAAGCACGCCGUCCGCUGCUGCUGCACGGCCCUCAGGAAGCUCAUCGACCACCCUUACCUGUGGAGGAGGCACAUUGUGAUGCUGAAGGAUCUCAGCCGCUACACCCCUGGCUUCUGGGACACCCUGCGCCACCGCAAGGUGACCCGGGUGGUUGUGUGGAAAUUUAAGCAUAAGGAUUGGUGGAUGCUCGCCAAGUUCCUCCCAACGCUCACCGCCAUCGUGUUCAAGUACGUAGGAUUGCACAAGAGGAUGAAACUGGACCUGGACUACCUCAUGCUGUUCUCAGACCUCAAGGACGUGGGCGUACGGAACACCGCCUUGUCGAAGCCCAUGCUGGGCCCCAGCCUGAUCGCCCGGCUGACAGGUCGUCUGACACACCUGAGCAUAUGCAGCGUCAGCCUGACGUGCAUCAUCGCCUUCUUUAAAGCCGUGUCGCACCUGAGCAACCUGCAGUACCUGCUCUUCCACCACCUGGAAGAGGUGAGUCCUGUGCCCCGCCGAGACUUGACCCACAUGAUGGUGCAGCUGAAGAAGCUCAAACACCUCUCAUGGGGAAUGAGGGGGCGGCUGCAGGAACCUGUGCCCGACGACUGCCUGAGCCUCCCGGACCCUCGGCGUCCAGGAUCCCAGUACGACGGCCCAGCUCUGACCACCUUGGAGCUGGAGGUCUACCACAAUACCAUCCUGCCCGAGGUGGCCUUGUGGAGCCUGACCUCGCUCAGAUCGCUGACGGUGCGCUACAGGUCCUUUCCAGAUGGCGUGAAUUUUCGCCUGAACUCCUGGCUGAGUCCCAUCAAGCACCUGGAGUCUUUCAGCAUCUACGGCAUCAACUUCCUGGCCAAGUACUGGACCAACAUCCCCGCCAGCGUGACCAGCCUGACGCUGCGUGUGAACGUCAUUCUCAAGGAUUUGGACUCCAUCGCUGCCAAAGUCGAGUCUCUGGAGCACCUGGACAUCAACAAUAAAAACGGGAGCCAGGAGGGCAGCCUGUGUUGUUGCAUCGCCAAGUUGUUCCCUCAACUCAAGACGCUGCGCAUAAGGUUCCCCAUGCAGGGGUUGGACCUGCUAAGCCUCCACAAACUGCGGCACCUGGAGCGACUGGAGCUGAUGAUGGAUUGCUCCAGAGUCCGGAAGAAAUGCCUGAAGCGGAACCACUGCUCCAUCCUCUCCAUGCAGGACGUCGCCAACCAUCUGCGGGUGAUGUCGGCCGACAGGAUCACCGUGGUCAUCAUCCCUUCACCUCAGAAAAACCCUCUGAGUGAUUGCUGCUGUGUGAGGGAGGGAGACUGAUGACCCAAAUGCACAUUGCCCAGUGCUUUGACAUUAACAAAAUUGUAUAUGUGAAUGUGUGUAUGGGUGUGUUCUCCCCAAUGUUGAACUCGUUCCUAACACCCCUGUUGUUCAGCACGAAGACAUAUAAACAACGUACAAAGUUUGGAACACAUACAGGAGCAAAACCUUAUUGUUGUUCAGUUUGCGGUAAAAAAGUCUCCCUCAAAAAAGAAGUACCGUAUCCAAUCACACGUGAAAACACACACCAGAGAAAAACCUUUCGAUUGCUCAAACAGUGGCAAUGGGUUUUCUCGAAAGGAAACAAUGCGGUCACAUAUGAGCACACAUACAGGAGAAAAGCUUUCCAGUUGUUCAGUUUGCGGUAAAAUAUUCAUACAGGGAUGUAAUAUGGAAAGAUACAUGAGAACACACACAGGAGCAAAACCUUAUUGUUGUUCAGUUUGCGGUAAAAGUCUCUCUCAAAAAAGUAGUAUCCAAUCACACAUGAAAACACACACCGGAGAAAAACCUUUCAUUUGCUCAAACAGUGGCAAUGGGUUUUCUCGAAAGGAAACAAUGCGGUCACAUAUGAGCACACACACAAGAGAAAAGCUUUCCAGUCGUUCAGUUUGCGGUAAAAUAUUCUUACAGGGAUGUAAUAUGGAAAGAUACAUGAGAACACACACAGGAGAAAAACCUUUCUAUUGCCCAAACUGCGGCAAAAGAUGUUCUCAAAGGGCAACGACGCUGACACAUUUGAGAACACACACAGGAAAAAAACAACUUCAGGUGUUCAGUUUGUGGUAAAAUAUUCUCCAAAAAAGGGAUAAUGUAAUCACACAUGAAAACAUUCAGGAGAAAAAACGCUCAGUAGUUCAGUGUAUAAUAAAAGAUACACUGACAAAGACACGAGAAAAACAGACUGGAGAUUAACUUUUCCUUUUUGGAAUUCUUCUCCUGACUCCUGCUGAGUCACUAAUGGUUUACUGCAGGGCUUCUCUAAAGGGAGGAAAGCUACCCGCCCGUCUACUGGGUUCAACUCCAAACGUGCAAGCUUUGAGCCGGGGGGGCAACAAGAAUUGACACCCUAGCCCGUCGUGGAAGUGUCAGUCAGAGUGGAAAAGAGUCCAGCCCCUUUCGAGAGAACUGGUUCCAGAGCCCUUGCUGUGCGUCGAAGUGAUCCAGUCGGAAUUUCUCCACCUCAGGCUCCUUCCCCCCCCCCAGCGAGGUAACUUUCCACGUCCCAAGAUCUAGCUUAUGUAGCCGAGGAUCAGACCGCCAAGUGCCCAGGUGCUCGCCAUCAUGCCCCACCUCCGGGCCUGGCUAAAGAGGGGGGGGGGCACCGUAAAUAUGAGUCCUUGUUUUUCCAUUUCCAUAAAGGUAUUCGAGCUGCUCUUUGUCUGAUCCCUCACCUAGGACCUGUUUGGAUUGGGAGACCCUACUUGGGGGCAAAGAAGCCCCCGGACAACAUAGCUCCUAGGAUCAUUGGGACACGCAAACUCCUCUACCACGACAAGUUGGCAGCUUAGAACGGAGAUGAAUGGAAUGUGGGACUAUAAAAGGCAUCGGGUGCUGUCGCAUGAGGCGGAAGCGGAAACUGACCACAGACACCACCGGGACCACCUGCUAGCCAGAUCGUUUUGCUGUGGAGCCACUACUUGGAGCAUAUCCUAAUUUUUUUAACCUUUUUUGUGGAUUUAUCAUUGGCCUGUGGAGAACUGGGACGAAAAGAGACAAUUACCAGGAGGACUUGAGUUGGAUGCGUGGUACCGUAAGUAGGCUGUGGCUUCCAAUGUUUUAUCGCUUGCCCGUACGUGCAUGUCACAUAUGUAACUUUGGGGACUUUGGGUAAUAUAUUUUCUGUAUAAACUUUGGGUGUUGAUCUGCACUUCGGACUGUGGGGUUGAGUGUGGUGGCAUUGUAUUGGCGGAUUACAUGGACGGCGGAAGGGGGGAGAUAUUUGUUAUACGGGAUUAAUUUGUGUGGUAUUAAAAAGAAAGCCUGAUUGUGUUGUGGCUAAUGGUCAUAUGGCUUUUGU